This is a messenger RNA of Acanthochromis polyacanthus (spiny chromis), 3360 nucleotides long. RefSeq names its product beta-2 adrenergic receptor-like. Gene Ontology annotation, molecular function: G protein-coupled receptor activity. The coding region runs from base 2097 to 3011 and encodes 304 amino acids. The record is from RefSeq and is a predicted model, not a curated record. Lineage: Eukaryota; Metazoa; Chordata; Actinopteri; Pomacentridae. Gene Ontology annotation, cellular component: membrane. Gene Ontology annotation, biological process: G protein-coupled receptor signaling pathway. The transcript has 2 exons.
UUUAAAUUUGAUUAAAUAGCACAUUUUCUUUCAACUAAUGGCAAAUAUCUGUAAAAUGAUUCGAUUUUCUGCAGAUUGUGGGGUCAGUGUGCCUUGCUUUCCUCUAGCCCUGUGGUAGACCGGUGGCCUAAUGUAUGUGUUGUUGAACACUGAGCCAGUUAUGCUGUGAUAUUGUCAUUGGACUGGAAUCAUGUGAUGAUUUAAGAAGCAGAGUUUGAAGUUAUUUUGAAAAGAUUGUGGAGAAUACUGGGAAGAAGGGCAUUUGGUGUUUUAAUGAUGGUGGUGGAUGGUUUAAUUGCUUUAGCUCUGAUGAUUGUGAACGCCACAGCAUGCGAUCCGCAUCAUUUUCAUCAAACCUUUCUAUGACCCAUUAUGCUCCAUGCAUGGGGGCAUUGCCAUCCUGGAAGAGACCACUUCCAUCAGAGCAACUGUGGGGACAAGUGAACCCAAACCAAGGCAGAAAAUGAUAUUAUCACUGGAUUGUGUAACCAUUUGUUGGUUUUUGAUCCAUUACUUUGUAAAGGCUUUUGAAUCACAAUACCACACAGUACGUUUUUUCAGCCACUAGAGGGAGGAAUAAACACUUUUUCACAUAAUACUUCACUGCAAGCAGCACUCCAACCAAGAGGCUCUAUCAAUUCUUGUCUCACUCAUAUAGUGUCGUGUUUGUAUUACUAUUACCAUUUGCAGUCAGCGUAGAAAGUCUUAAUGUCUUACAGCCCUCACUGUGGACAUUUUGUCAAUAGAACUGCUUUUGGUUCACUGCUUUAUCCACAAAGAUAUUCUCCACAAGUAAUAUCACUGUUGGGUCUCAGCUUUAGUAUUUGUUUUAGUCAGAUUAAGUAGUAUUUUCUAAUAUAAAUUAUUCAAGUAAAACCAUGCCAUAGACAACACAAUGGGGUCUUAACACUAACAUUUCACAGCAAUCAUAAUCUUAUCUUACUAGAAAGCACUUAGGGGCAAUGGCUUUUGUUUUAAAUAUGUUGUAUAAAAACAAGUGGCUUGCCUUGAUUUGACUUUUCUGUUACUCACUUAAUAAGGACAGUGUUAUUAAAAUGACUGAUAAUAACAGCAGUGAUAGAUAUAAAUCCAUCUUGAACACACACAUUUGAUGAAAAUCCUUUUCUUGCCCCAUACAAGAGGAUUUACAGACCUGGAUGUGUAGAUUGUAAAAAUAUGAGAUCAAUGAAACACUGAGUUGUACCAUUCUUUCCAAGUCAAUCUGUCUGAAUGCAAACACCUUGAACGGGUAACACAUGCUUCUGGCAGCUUCUUUAACACUGUAAUAACAGAGAAACAUUGUGUUUCAUUUACAUAUCUAAAAAAACCCGAAUAUUCAAUUAACUGAAUUUAUAUAAUCAGAACUGGGAAAAUUAAAGAGAGUUCAUGGAACUGUUAGACUGAAAACUUAGCUGAAAUAAGACCGAGGGAGAUUCCUUAUACUAAGACUGUACAAAAUACUUUAAAUAUCACCGCUGUUUGUCUACUUUCUUGUUCACACCCUGAAAUUUAAACUCAUAUUUUCAAGGGUUGGUGUCUGCUAAUACAUGUUGUGCUUUACCUAAAAAGAAAAUAACAUAAUAAGGGCAAUUAGAUAAUCAACUGAUUAGAAAUAUUGGGCACCCUGCUCAGACAGCAGACAUGCAACUCUGGACUGAAAAGUUGCCAAAUGUGAUUUAGAAUGAAAUGGUAUUUGAGUUGUGAUCACGGAUCAAAGAUUUUUAUUGCACAUGCUACAAGGCCUCUCUUGAUGCUGCUUUCCUUUUGAAAAUUAAAAGCAUUGAAGUGAGGACUACAAGUUGUGAUGGCGGCUUUAAAGUGAAAGUAAAAAUGUAUCUACGUCUUCAGAUGAUGAUAAAAGUCAAGAGCCAGUCAUUAGAAUGAGUUGCUGUGUUUUCUUAUCAGCUGUUUGUGCGCUUGUUGUCCAGGGGAAUUAAAACCACUGAGGUCGACCUCCUGUCUCAGCCUGACUGUGCCUCCUACAUAAACCAGAAGAGAGGUGAAGCCCCUCAGCUGCUCUGCUGCCAGAUCUCUGCUGUGUGAUGAAGACCUGAUCCCUCUGUUUCGCCACCCUCGCUCACGUUUUCUCUGCACCGAUGAGUAACAGAAGCCACGUGUGGUCUCCCGUGCUGCCCCUCACCAGCUUUGGCAACGUGCUGAUGUUUCUCUUCAGCAUUUUCUUGGCCGCAGCCAUCAUUUUCCUCAACGUGUCCACGUCUCUCUCCAUCCUGCUCAACCGGGCUCUGCGCCAAGAGAACCGCUUCAUGUACAUGCUGAGCACCUGCUUCAGCGACAUCUGCACCGGCGUGUCUUACUACUAUGUGGGGGUUCUGGAUGUGAGGGACAACUUUAACUCCCCCACCAGAACCUAUUUCGUGGUGCCCACAUUUCUAGGGGUGUCUUUCAUGGCCAUCCUGGCUGCUCAGGCCGACAGGUACCACGCAAUAGUGUCGCCCUUUAAAUACUCGCAGCGCAUGACCCGAAACAAGACCCUAAUGGUCAUCUUUGCGUACUGGUUUUAUGCGUUUUUCAUCGUGGCUGUCCACAACCUGGUUGCAGUCGGUAUUGCCAAAAGUAUCACGAGCAUUGGUUCGUUUAUUGGGAACAUAAUGAUGGUGAUUAUAAUGAUAGGGCUGAAUAUCAAACUGUUCAUUAUAGCCAAGUUCCAGCUGGAGAGGGAGCAGCCCUCUGAGGAGACAGACAACAAGCGCUCGUCGGUGUAUCUCAUCCUGGUGGUGGUUGUGUUUUUCCUGGGAACGUGGCUUCCCAUAUUCUGUCAUGUCACUGCUUGUAAUUUCAUUGGCGCAGUUUGUUACACAUUUAAGAAUGAAGGCACUGACCCCCUUCGCAUUUUGCCCCGGGUUAACGCCGCCCUGACCCCCCUCUUGUACAUCCGAGGUUGCGCUGCGCUCAGAGCAACGCUGCUCAGCAAAGUGUGGAGACCCUGUUGUAGGAGGAGAGUUCGUGCUCAACAACUUGGCCACACCAAACAGCCGCUCCCCGGAGCGUAAUUUCAAACUUGGAUCCUUUCUAAGCGGAUAAAUGUCAAGAGUCAGUGCCCUUUUAAACUCAUGCCAACAUAACAUCAUGGAUGAACGUCAACUGUCAAACGCUGAGGACAAGUUGAGACUCUGGGUUUCUUGGAAGAUGCUGGAACUGUUUCAUGAGCACAUCUAACGUCUGUUCUUACAUCUUGUUCUUUUAUUAUUAUUUUAUUGCUCACAUGCUUUUACGUGAUGUUAUUUUGCACAGAACUGAUGCAAAUCACAGAUUGACUGUUAACGUGUGAUCUGAAUGGAGCUGUUAUUUUUUAAUACUUGGAGCCAAAUAUAGUUAAUAAAAAUAUAAAGCCGUCCAUAA